Molecule: messenger RNA, 5350 nt
Organism: Crotalus tigris (Tiger rattlesnake)
Lineage: Eukaryota; Metazoa; Chordata; Lepidosauria; Squamata; Viperidae
Gene: SSBP2
Product: single stranded DNA binding protein 2
Exons: 17
Coding region: 106-1212 (368 amino acids)
Biological process (GO): positive regulation of transcription by RNA polymerase II
Cellular component (GO): nucleus
Molecular function (GO): single-stranded DNA binding; protein binding
Source: RefSeq, a predicted model, not a curated record
GGCCAAUGGCGUGUGUGUGUGGCAGCGUCUCCAUGGUGACUGGGCUGUUCCUGGGGAGGCUGUGAUGGGUUGACAGGUGCGUGACAGUCGGAGCUCUCUGCAGGCAUGUACGGCAAAGGCAAGAGCAACAGCAGCGUCCCGUCCGACAGCCAGGCCAGAGAGAAGUUAGCACUAUAUGUAUAUGAAUAUCUUCUCCAUGUAGGAGCACAGAAGUCUGCACAAACGUUUUUAUCAGAGAUAAGAUGGGAAAAAAACAUCACAUUGGGCGAACCCCCAGGAUUCUUGCACUCUUGGUGGUGUGUGUUUUGGGAUCUCUAUUGUGCAGCUCCAGAAAGACGUGAAACAUGUGAACACUCAAGUGAAGCUAAAGCCUUUCAUGAUUAUAGCGCUGCAGCAGCUCCCAGUCCAGUGCUAGGAAACAUUCCCCCAGGAGAUGGCAUGCCAGUAGGUCCUGUACCACCGGGUUUUUUUCAGCCUUUCAUGUCUCCUCGAUAUCCAGGAGGCCCAAGGCCACCUUUAAGGAUACCCAAUCAGGCACUAGGAGGCGUCCCAGGAAGUCAGCCAUUAUUGCCUAGUGGGAUGGAUCCAACACGACAGCAAGGUCAUCCAAAUAUGGGAGGUCCAAUGCAAAGGAUGACUCCACCUCGGGGAAUGGUCCCCCUAGGCCCACAGUCUGACCCUUGGUUAUCAUUGCAGAACUAUGGAGGUGCAAUGAGACCCCCACUGAAUGCUUUAGGUGGCCCUGGAAUACCAGGAAUGAACAUGGGUCCAGGAGGUGGUAGACCUUGGCCAAACCCUACAAAUGCCAAUUCUAUACCGUACUCUUCUGCUUCACCUGGGAAUUACGUAGGUCCACCAGGAGGUGGAGGGCCACCUGGAACACCCAUCAUGCCUAGUCCAGCAGAUUCAACCAACUCUGGAGAUAACAUGUAUACUUUAAUGAAUGCAGUACCUCCUGGAGCCAACAGACCUAAUUUUCCAAUGGGACCAGGGUCUGAUGGUCCAAUGGGUGGAUUAAGUGGAAUGGAUUCACAUCAUAUGAAUGGAUCAUUAGGCUCAGGAGAUAUGGACAGCAUCUCCAAAAAUUCUCCAAGUAAUAUGAGUAUGAGCAAUCAGCCUGGGACCCCUCGAGAUGAUGGUGAAAUGGGGAGUAACUUUCUAAAUCCUUUUCAAAGUGAAAGUUAUUCCCCCAGCAUGACAAUGAGUGUGUGAUCCAAUAUCAAGUUUCUUCAUGAAGGCUGCACUGAGUUGGCCCUCUCCAGAGAGCUACUAAAGAAGAAAAAAAAUUCAUCCCUGUGUACAGUUUAACAGAAAAGAUUUCUGCCACAUUUGGACCCACCAUUAUUUUCCAACCAUCUUCCCUGUUUUGUGAAGAAAGUGGGUCUUGAUCUGGUUUCAGCUAUAAUAUGUGGCAUAUCAGAGCUGCCCAAGACUGAACUGCAAACAAUUAUCUGUGUAUGUAUAUGUAGGGAUAGGUGUAUGUAUGUGUGUGUUACAGAGACAUAAAUAUGAGCACAUACAUAUAUAGACCUUCAGGACAUUGUAAAAUAUUAUCACAUGACAUCUUAAGUAGAAAUAAGAAAUAGGGACUUUUAUUCCAUCUUUUUUACGUUUACAUUUUAUCUUUCGAAAGAAUUGCUUCCUUCUUCCCAUCCGACCUGUUUUGUGCUGUGUAUAUCACUGCUUUGUAAGUUAUUUUUUAAAAAAUGAUCUCAGAUACAUUGUUUUUGUCAUUGUCAGCCAUCAUUGUUAGGAAUAAAAUUGCUUAUGAUAGGGCUUUCAUAAAGUUUUACUUAAUACCAGUAAUCAUGUGAAUUGCAGACUACACUUGCUUGAGAAAAAAAAUUAUUAAGUGCGUUAAACUUGUUCUUUGCCUUCCUGAAAUUGAGAAAAAAAGAAAAGAGUUCUGUGCCCUACUUCUUAAUAAAUGUCUAAUACUGCUAUACUAAGCAUAUUUACAUGGUGAUAAACAUUGAAACAAGUUUACUCCCAAGUUAUAUGAGAAUUAGGAUGCAUAUCCUUUAAUAUUUGCUUUCAAGGUAUGACUGAGUUUAGCUCAACUUUUUGAUCUAUGCAGAGAAAUACAAAAUACUUGUUGGGCUUUGAUUAAAGUGCUGGAGCAUCCAGGAAUAAAAUCGGCAGGAUUGCAAUGUUGGGAAAAUACUUAGUAUGAUCUUCCACAGGUGUUCUAAUUAUAAUAAAAACAGCUAUAGAUUAUAUUGCUUAUGCACAAUAUUUUCCUCUAAUAUUUAUCAUAAUUUCCCAAGAUUACAUAUGCAUACUCAAAUUAUUUCAUAUGCCAAAGUGAAAGAGACAGCAAAUUACUUUCCCUCACUAUACUUACUGGCUUUAUUAUUCCUAUCUCCAUCUCACUAUAUUUUAUCAAUAUUAUUAAACCACUUUGGAUAUUACUAAAAUCAGUGUAAACUUAAAGCCCUAUAUGAUCAGUAAAUUUAUUACAUACAUUUUUAAUGUUGACUUAAGGUACUUCAUCUGCUGCCUCAGAAACAAAUGCAGCUAUUAAUCUGAAAAUAAUUUUAAUUGGCUUUAUGUUAAAAGACCAUGGUAAAUUUCAUCCAGUAUCACAUUUUUUUUUUGAGUUCCAAAUAACAGAAAUUUAAGGUGCUUUAUAUGAGGAAAGCAUGAUAAUUUCCCCAUCCUGUUUUUGGCAAGUAAAUGAUGUGUGAAAAAACUAUACCUAUUCCUAUUUUCAAUUUUGCUGUGGGAAUUACCAAUUUUGUUUGAUAAUUCCCAUACAAUAACAGCUUCCAUCAUCUGCAUGUAUUGUAACUUUAUACUUCUAUAAAUGUGGAAGUAAAUGUGCUGCCUACAAGAAUUUAUUUCCACCUGUAAGAAGGAACUGAGAAUUUUAAAUUAGUUGCAAUCUAUCUAAGUAUACUUCCUGCUGAAAUUGCAGUGAAAGACUUUGAAUAAGCAGCAGUUUUACACUUCUUUAAAAAAAAUGGGAGGGGAGAUCAUUCUUUAAAUUGUGUGCUGGUGUUAAAGAAAACUUGGGGUAGUAUCCAGUCAUGUCAUUCCAGGCAGAAUAGAAUUCACCAGUGGAAUAUGUUUCUUCUCACCUGCCAACCAUCAAAUCUGGUCAUAAAGAGCAAAUUUAGAUUAUACCAGGAAAGUAAAAAAAGGGAAAUGAAGUCCCGUCAUGGAAGCAAAACAUAAUACUUACAAAACUUUGGACAUGGCUCUUAAGUAUCACCAUUACUUCUAAAUUAACCUUGAAGAGCUGAAUAAAGUUGCAGUGUGUAACCUAGCACAUGUUUAUAUUUUUACAAAAUUAAAUCUAUGACUCCAAAGUGUUUUAUUUUCAUUUUAUUGAACACUCAGAACAAGACAAUAAUUCUAGUUAGUAUCCAGUGAUUUUAUUUUAUCCAGAAAAGCUUUUUGAUGCAGCCAAACCUUCCUUGAAUGCAGUGAGGGAAGAGAUUGUCUGUUCUUUCUCUUUCAAAAAUGUAUUCCAGGAAAUUGAAAACAAAAUGGGAAGCAGGUCCUUUCUCUCCCUUUUGUUUAUGGGAACUUCUGCUGGAUUAAAGUGUCUUCUCAGAAUUGAAGGGCAGAUUUGGAUAUGAUUCCUUAACCCCAAUAAUUAAUUUUUUGGAUAUUCAUUUUAUGCAUGUAAAAAUCUCUGUGCCUAAUUUUUCCAGUAACUCAUUUCCAGUACACCACAUAAAAUGAUAACUAUGAAUGCUGUGCACAUAAUAUCUAAUGACAAUGCUAGUUAUACAUUGUAUUUUUGUUUAGAUUCUUCUGUAUGUUCUAGUAAGUUAUUUAUAGAAUUUGGCAAUAUGAAGAACAAAAUUAAAAUAGAUUAUUGAUUUUCAGUCAUUGAUUUAUUUCUCAUAUGUUAAAGUUCCACAUGUACUAUAUGUGGUGUAGUCCUAUAUGAACCUUAAUGCCGUGAUUCUAAUUCCCACCCCAGACGAGUGCAUUUAGAAAAAUUAUGAUGAACUUAUAUUUUACCUUGGGAAUUUUAAUGCAAUUUCUCCAAAGGCCAAGUGGAAACAGUUCACAAAACAUGAUACAUAUAUGGACUUCUUAAAAGGAUUAUAUGUGAUCAGAAUAUCAGCUUCCUUUUGUAUCCUGCUUUAAAAAUAUUGUGAAAAAAAUCAAAUUUAUUCCUACCUGUCUCUUUAAAAAUAUUCUGAAAAGUUUGCUAGAAGUUACUGAUGAAAAUGAUAAAUAAGUAAAUUAAACUAGAUCUCAUAACCUGGAGCGUUAUGUGCGUGUGCACAUAUAUAUAUACACAUUCACACAAACACAAAUUUAAAAUCCCUGAAAUAGAUUGGGUAUCAAGUAAUAAACAUACAGGAUAUAAUCCAUUUUAGUAGUUCCUACAUAAAAUGUUUAAUAUGAAUUUAAAUGAUUGUUUUAAAUUUAAAAUCAAGGAUUGAAUUUGGUGUGGUUUUCUUUAUUCUCACAACUUGUUGCACACAUAUGUUCAGAAAAGGUGGUGUAAUUUUCUUUACCUCUUUUUCACCAAGUCCUAUGCUUUAGCCACAGUGACAGACUACCACAUAAAAGGAAAUGGUCUUUCAAGCUUCUAAGUUACAGUAACCAAUUUCUAGUUGGAAGAUUUUCAUUUUUGCCUGAUUCAUCAGAUUAUCAUCAGCUGAACCUUUGGUUGCCACUAUCCUGGCCUGAUUGGUGCAUCCUAAAUACUUUCUCAUCUCUAUAUAGAUCCUAGUGGAAAAAAAUAAACCUAUAACAGCUGACAUCCAAAAGCACCUGAUUUAGUUAUCAGGUGCUUUUAGUUAAAGCUUUUUCCAACUGAGCUUUUUGUUUUUAAGAAAAAUGUAAUGCUGAUUUAAUAUGCAUAUUUCAAUCCAGUUACAGUAAGCAAUGGGCUGACUCACAUGUAAUGCCAAGCAAUCAAAUCCUAAUUCCUUAAAAUCCUGGUUUAUAGGGCAAGCACAAAUCAUACUUUUAAUAUAACAGCCAUAAAUGGUUUUCCAAAACUCAGAAUUAGCCCAUUAAGUCAUGAAGAAAGGAAGGAAUAAGCACAUGGCUUGCAUAUGUAGCACCAAACAAUGAUAUACCAAAUCCUUUUGAAAACAGAGGAAUGUAAAUUAAUCAUAACUAUAGCAAGAGAGUGGCUAUUUGGUUAAUAAGAGUAGCUGUUUUGUAUCUAUGGAUUACAAUCUAGCAUCAAAACUUGGUUGACUAAAAGUCAUUACUAUGUUUAUCAUAAUUGUGAUUAUAUGUCAAUAUGCUGGAUGUAACAAAACUAUGAAAUUAGAUAAUGAAUUUCUUGAAGAGGAUUAAGUUGUACAUUUUUAUUCUUUUACAUUGGUGUCACACAUUUUUGCCAAUAAAUAUUGCACUGAUUUUUUUAUGA